AAAAAAAAAAAAAAAAAAAACACGGUUUGAGUGGUGUAUUUUAGGAAGGUGAAAAAUGGGACAUGUGGUGGUCGCAGAAAAGAGAGGCAGGUGUGUGAAUCGAUAAAAGCAAAGGAAUCUUAUCAUACGAAACUAUCCAGAUUACAGAUCGCAUAGAUCAGAUCUGGCAUCUGGGGUUCUAUCUGGACACUUGACUUCUGCUGGAGAAAGAGAUUGACAUUCAUUUUACAUUUUUACAUCCAAUCCAUACAUACCCAGAGAUGCAGUACAACAACCUCGGGCGGUCCGGUUUGAAGGUGAGCCAGCUGUCGUACGGCGCAUGGGUUAGCUUCGGCAACCAACUGGAUGUGAAGGAAGCCAAGUCACUCCUCCAGUGCUGCCGCGAUCAGGGCGUAAACUUCUUCGACAACGCCGAGGUGUACGCCAAUGGAAGAGCGGAGGAGAUUAUGGGUCAGGCAAUCAGAGAGCUCGGUUGGAAAAGAUCAGACCUUGUUAUAUCAACUAAGAUAUUCUGGGGAGGAGCUGGACCGAAUGACAAGGGUCUUUCUCGGAAACAUAUUAUUGAAGGUACUAAAGCAUCUCUGAAGCGUCUUGAUAUGGAUUAUGUUGAUUUGAUAUACUGUCACAGACCAGAUUCAUCAACACCCAUUGAAGAGACUGUUAGGGCUAUGAAUUAUGUUAUUGAUAAGGGUUAUGCUUUUUACUGGGGUACCAGUGAGUGGUCUUCUCAACAGAUCACCGAGGCUUGGUCUGUUGCUCAUCGUCUUGAUUUGAUUGGCCCUGUUGUUGAGCAGCCUGAGUACAAUCUUCUUUCCAGGCAUAAGGUUGAGUCUGAGUAUCUUCCUUUGUAUUCCAACUAUGGUAUUGGUCUCACCACCUGGAGUCCCCUUGCUUCCGGUGUUCUCACUGGUAAAUAUAACAAGGGUACCAUUCCUCCUGAUAGUCGUUUCGCCCUCGAUAAUUACAAGAAUCUAGCAAGCAGGUCCUUGGUUGACGAUGUCCUCAAAAAAGUCAACGGACUAAAACCAAUUGCAGAUGAAUUAGGUGUAACCUUACCUCAAUUAGCCAUUGCUUGGUGUGCUGCAAAUCCUAAUGUCUCGUCAGUUAUUACUGGUGCAACCAAAGAAUACCAGGUUGAAGAAAAUAUGAAAGCUAUCAGUGUAAUUCCUAUGCUUACAGCUCCAGUAAUGGAGAAAAUUGAGGCCAUUGUUCAAAGCAAGCCUAAGCGUCCAGAAGCCUACAGAUGAAUGCGGAUGCAAACUGUGCUUUUUAUGGUUGAGCUUUUGGAUGAUCGCUCCAUUACUUAUUUCUUUCGUGAUUCUAUAGCAUUUUUACCUAGAACUUCGAUUGGUAUCACUUAGUUUGUACCUAUUUUUACAUAUCUGAUUUGAUACCUAUUUUGCUUUGGUUUGCUAUGAAUUUCAUUAAAUGCUACGUUGGGAUCAACUUGUUUGCCGUUGGUGCGUAGUAACUAUAAAAUGUUGAGGCUUGAGGCCAAAACAUGCUCCUGAGUUGUGUAUGUUAGUCUUGUUGUGAUUCAUUGUUGUGAUACAACCUUGUUAUUUGCUAUCAAAUUCAUGCAUUGAUGAAUCUCCAUGGAUAUUUGAGUAA
Messenger RNA from Chenopodium quinoa (quinoa), 1611 nucleotides. Its product is annotated as probable voltage-gated potassium channel subunit beta. The record is from RefSeq and is a predicted model, not a curated record. Lineage: Eukaryota; Viridiplantae; Streptophyta; Magnoliopsida; Caryophyllales; Amaranthaceae. The transcript has 3 exons. Bases 261 to 1247 code for a protein of 328 amino acids.